This is a messenger RNA of Lolium perenne, 1957 nucleotides long. RefSeq names its product sulfite exporter TauE/SafE family protein 3. Lineage: Eukaryota; Viridiplantae; Streptophyta; Magnoliopsida; Poales; Poaceae. The record is from RefSeq and is a predicted model, not a curated record. Gene Ontology annotation, cellular component: Cul4A-RING E3 ubiquitin ligase complex; membrane. Gene Ontology annotation, biological process: protein ubiquitination.
AACACACACGAUGUGAGCCUCUGGGCGUAGACGGGUCCCAAAAGUCCGCGUCUUACUUCUGAGUGGCUAAUUCCCGUCGUUUUGCCUCCGCGUUUUCCCAUGAUCCUGGAACCGCUCCCAGUCAGCGAUCAUCUCCAACCGGCGUCUCCUGCCAAGCUUUGUCUCCUGUUUCUUUGCAACUCUCUCUCUCUCUCUCUCUCUCUCUCUCUCUCUCUCUCAAAUUACCUUUGUUUUUUCGAACAAAUCACCUUGAAAGCCCCUUCUCGGUCCUGCUCCUGCACAGGGGCUACAAAAUGGGAACGAAAUUGCAGAUCGUUGCAGUGCUGGGGCCUGGGUGUGGCCUGCGCUGUCGCUGCCACUGCCGCCGACAGGGGGCUGUCGUUCACCGGCACCGUGCCGCUGCAGGAGGAAGCGAGCUACCUGCUGCGCGAGGUGGCCAAGUCUGUGCGGCAGAGUGGCGGAACCACUUACCACCACGUGUGGCCGCCCAUGAAAUUUGGAUGGCAAAUUGUGUUGGGGUCAUUCAUCGGAUUUUUUGGAGCAGCGCUCGGUAGCAUUGGGGGACUAGGUGGGGGUGGGAUCUUCGUGCCGAUGCUCAUCUUGAUCAUUGGCUUUGAUCCCAAGUCUUCCGCGGCCAUGUCAAAAUGUAUGAUCAUGGGGACUGCUGUGUCAACUGUGUACUGUAACCUCAAGGUGAAACACCCAACUUUUGACAUGCCAGUCAUAGACUAUGAUCUGGCACUUCUCAUACAGCCCAUGCUCAUGUUGGGGGUCAGCAUUGGGGUUAUUUGCAACGUGGUAUUCCCUUACUGGCUUGUCACGGUCCUCUUGAUCAUUCUCUGCAUAGUUACUUCAACUAAAGCUUUUCUGAAGGGUGUUGAAACAUGGAAGAAAGAAACAAUAAUCAAAAGGGAGGAAGCAAAACAAUCAGAGCAAACCCGUGAAGAAGAACAAGAGUACAUGACAAUGUCUGCAGGACCUGAUGCCGCAUCCCAGACGGAAACCCUCCCAGUGCAAGAUCAUUAUCGAAACAAUGAAACGCCGUCAGCUGAAGCGGUAUCCAUUUGGAAGAACGUUUACUGGAAGGAGGUUGGCCUUCUUGCCUUUGUAUGGGUAGCAUUCCUUGCGCUUCAGGUCACAAAGAACUACAUGGCAACUUGCUCUAUGUGGUACUGGGUUUUGAACUUACUUCAGAUCCCGGUGUCAGUCGGGGUGGCCAUGUAUGAAGCGGUAGGUUUGGUACAGGGGAAGAGGGUGAUAUCAUCGAAUACGAAUGAGCAAACCAGCCUGAAAGCUCGUCAGCUACUGGUAUACUGCUUCCUGGGUGUCACUGCUGGUGCUGUAGCCGGUAUGCUUGGAGUCGGCGGGGGCGCCAUCAUGGGGCCUCUCUUCUUGGAGCUUGGUGUCCCUCCACAAGUCUCAAGUGCUACAGCCACCUUUGCAAUGAUGUUCUCAUCUUCCAUGUCCGUCGUUGAAUACUUCCUCCUGAACCGGUUCCCUGUACCAUAUGCUCUCUUCUUCACUACACUGGCAUUUUUUGCUGCAAUUGUCGGCCAACGCGUUGCAAGGAAGCUGAUCGGUCUGUUAGGACGGGCGUCACUUAUCAUCUUCAUAUUGUCCUUCACGAUCUUCAUCAGCGCGCUUUCUCUAGGCGGAGUCGGCAUCUCCAACGCGAUUCACAAAAUCGUGCAGCACGAGUACAUGGGAUUCGACAACAUCUGCAAAUAUGAUGCGUAGGACGUUGUACCCUGAAGGCAUGUAAGAGCAGUGUGAUGCCUUGCAGAUGUCAAAGUUGAACCGGAAGGCUACGAGAUCAGAGUUUCAGCCAGUAGCAGCGAAAGUAAUCGAUGAUUAGAUGUCAUGCACUUGCACGUGGAUAUUCAAUUAAUAUAUUUCUUGAGAGGUUUAUGCUACUUCCGAAUUCUCAUAAAUUUAUAUAUUGCUUUUCUCUGGACUA